Messenger RNA from Lepus europaeus (European hare), 1936 nucleotides. RefSeq names its product cilia and flagella associated protein 184 (gene CFAP184). The coding region runs from base 1 to 1440 and encodes 479 amino acids. Gene Ontology annotation, biological process: cilium assembly. The transcript has 2 exons. The record is from RefSeq and is a predicted model, not a curated record. Gene Ontology annotation, cellular component: axoneme; ciliary basal body. NCBI's taxonomy places the organism in Eukaryota, Metazoa, Chordata, Mammalia, Lagomorpha, Leporidae.
AUGGAGGAAAGCGGAGACGAGGCAAGCCUGGCCUGGCGCCCAUCCGACACCGAGGCUCCGGGUGAACCUGCGGAGCAGGAGCCGGAGCCGGAGGAGGAGGGGGAGGGCGAAGGGGAGAAGGAGGAAGAGGAGGAGGAGGAGGACAAGGAGAAGGAGAAGGAGGCGGCAGAGGCCCCAGAGCGAGGCGCCCCCGCGGACGAGCAGGCCGAGGCCGCGGAAGGGCCGGAGGCCCCGGAGGCAGCGGGCGAGGAGGGGCCCCUGGAGCCGGGGAGGCUGUCCACGGUCGGGGCUGAGGAGCCGGCCAAGCGGGCAUCGGAGGCCCGGCCCGAGGCGGCGGAGGCUGCGCCCGGGCCGCCGGCCGAGGCGGCGAUGGCGCGGGCGGGCGCCGACUACGAGGACCUGGAGUGGUCGGCCGAGGUGCAGCAGCAGCAGGAGCGCCAGCUGCGCAGCGAGCUCCUGGAGCAGUACCGCGCGCUGCUGGCCGAGCGCGGCCGCUACCAGCGCUACAACCUGUGCCUGCAGCACCGCAUCGCCGAGGCGCUGCGCAGGAAGAAGGGGCUGGAGGCGGGCGAGGCGCCCGACAGGGCCGCGGAGGCCGAGGCGCCCGAGAAGGAGCGCGCGUACGUGCGGCACCUGGCCGCGCUGGAGGAGCUGCGGAAGCAGGAGGCCGACGACCUGGAGUGGUACCGCCAGGAGCUGGCGCAGCUGCAGCAGCAGGCCGGCGAGAAGCUGGCCAGGGCGGAGCGCGAGUGGCGCCGCUUCCAGGCGCUCAAGCGGCAGGUGGUGCUGCAGGCCAUGGGCAGCGGGCGGCUGCGGGGCGGCCGCCAGGCGGCCGUGCGCGAGGUGGAGCAGCUGCAGGCGCUGGAGGAGAGGAAGGAGUGCGAGGUGCGCGCCGUGCGCCUGGAGAACGUGCAGCUGCGGCAGAGCCUGGCGCACUUCGAGACGCGCAUGCGGGCGCAGGAGAGCCUGGCCGAGGGCCUGCUGCUCAUCGACUUCGAGCAGCUCAAGAUCGAGAACCAGACGUUCAGCGAGAAGGUGGAGGAGCGCAGCGAGGAGCUGCUGAGGCUGCAGGGCAAGGUGACCAGCCACGUGCAGGUCGUCACGCACGUGCGAGAGAAGCUGCACUUCGUGGACACGGAGAACGCCUGCAAGAAGGCGCAGCUGCUGGAGAUCGAGGCCCAGGUGGCCCAGGGCAGGGACGUCCUGACCAAGACCAAGCAGGCCCGCGACAGCCUGCGCGUGGACAACGUCAAGCUGAGCCAGAGGUGCGGGCUGCUGGGCAAGGAGGCGCUGCUCCGCGACCUGGAGGAGAAGGCGGACAGGACGGCGGCGCUCACCCAGCGCCUGGAGGCCCUGCAGCGCCACCACGCCGGGCUCCUCUUGUCCUGCAAGGGCGUCAAGCAGAAGAUCAGGGAGGCCAAGGCCUUCCUGCCGUCCUGACGCCCCCGCGCUGGUGCGUGUCCAGUCCCUGUUCAACUCCGGCGCCCGCCCGCGGCUGAACGACCCUGCGAUUCCAACCGCGUGCGCCAGGGGGCGCCGUUCCCCUUCCACACGGAGGGCUGACGUCAAACCAGUGCCCCUGCCUUAGGCUGACGAUUAAAAACCUCACCGUGGGUACCGAGCCGUGUGGUGUUGGUCACUGCUCCUACUCCACCAGGUGCAGGUGCCCCCAGGUAACUGGCACUCUCCUAACCCUUGAGCCAGGAGUCUCCCACGCAGGUGCAGGGGCCCAGGAACUUGGGCCAUCUUCUACUGCUUUCCCAGGCCACAGCAGAGAGCUGGAUCAGAAGUGGAGCAGCCGGGACUCGAACCAGCGCCCAUAUGGGACGCCAGCACUGCGGGCGGCAGCUUUACCCACUACACCACAGUGCCGGCUCCCCCAGCCAGCCCAGGCCCAGGGACUAACUUGGAGCUGGGUGCUGGGCUCCAUUUCUUC